Messenger RNA from Gossypium arboreum, 1152 nucleotides. RefSeq names its product proteasome subunit beta type-6. The record is from RefSeq and is a predicted model, not a curated record. Gene Ontology annotation, molecular function: threonine-type endopeptidase activity. The coding region runs from base 210 to 917 and encodes 235 amino acids. The transcript has 8 exons. NCBI's taxonomy places the organism in Eukaryota, Viridiplantae, Streptophyta, Magnoliopsida, Malvales, Malvaceae. Gene Ontology annotation, cellular component: proteasome core complex.
AUAUAUAUAUAAAUAAAGAAGCAAAAUAGACUUGAGAAACAAGUCAGGCAGUGAGGUUCGGUUAGGCCUGUAUAAAAGAAAAAGGAUUUCUCUUUCGUAGUCUUGUGUUACGCUGUGGUUGAAGAAAGGUCUCAUAACAUUUGAAGCCAAGCAAAGUUCAGAUUAGGAUUUAGGGUUUUUUGUUUUCUUUUCUUUUUGUGAAAGGCAAAAUGGAUCUGGAUAUGAACGUGAACGCCCCUCACUCAAUGGGCACAACAAUCAUCGGAGUCACCUACAAUGGUGGUGUCGUCCUCGGCGCCGACUCUCGUACCAGCACCGGGAUGUAUGUUGCUAAUCGGGCAUCUGACAAAAUUACACAGCUCACUGAUAACGUCUACGUUUGCCGUUCUGGAUCCGCUGCUGAUUCUCAGAUUGUUUCUGACUACGUCCGUUAUUUUCUUCAUCAACAUACGAUACAACUUGGGCAGCCUGCAACUGUCAAAGUUGCUGCUAACCUUAUCAGGCUACUAUCCUACAAUAACAAGAACAUGCUUCAAACUGGCCUUAUUGUUGGAGGGUGGGAUAAGUAUGAAGGUGGUAAAAUAUAUGGAAUUCCACUUGGUGGAACACUGGUUGAGCAGCCUUUUGCUAUUGGAGGAUCUGGCUCCAGUUACCUAUAUGGGUUUUUUGAUCAGGCGUGGAAGGAAGGAAUGACAAAGGAGGAAGCUGAGCAACUAGUGGUCAAGGCAGUGUCACUUGCCAUUGCUCGUGACGGUGCUAGUGGAGGUGUUGUUCGCACUGUCAUUAUCAACUCCGACGGAGUGACAAGGAACUUCUACCCUGGUGAUAAACUUCAAUUGUGGCAUGACGAAUUGGAGCCGCAGAAUUCGUUAUUGGAUAUACUGAACGCUCCUAGUCCUGAACCAAUGAACAUUUAAUCAAUGGGGGUCACCUGCCUUUUCAGUAAUCAAAUGGGAGUCACCUGACUUUCUAGUUUUAGGUUGUAUUCAGCUGAAGGGCUUGUUCUUACUUCAUUUUUUUUCUAAAGCUGGAAGUUUUAUGCUUAGUUGGAGUUAAAAACAUAUUAUCUAUUUCAUUUUCUGUUUGUAUUGUGGCUUGGAGACGAACGGGAAUUCAGUUUCAUUUGAAUGGGCACUAAAACUAUUUGUGUCA